AUGGUCUCAACUUCCUCCUCCAAAAAGAGCUCAGGCUCAGGCGGCAAAAUAUCACUCAAAAAAGUCAAGGGCGAGAACUUUUACCGCGAUGCCAAGGCAGCCAGUCGUUUGAAGAUGCUCAACGGCGGCAAAGCCGUUCGAGAUAGAGAUGGCAAGAUUAUUAAAGCUGCUGCGUUCCAGAAGGGUGAAGAUGAGACUAAGCCUGGACGAGUGCAGCCUGAUCGUCGGUGGUUCGGAAAUACGAGGGUUAUCUCGCAGACUGCUUUGGACCACUUUAGGACGAGUUUGGCUGGGAAGAAGGAUGAUCCUUAUUCGGUGUUGUUGAGGAGGAAUAAGCUUCCUAUGGCUUUGCUUGACGAUGCUGCCAACCCGCAUACUCGCAAGCGCUCACACAUCGUUGAAACUGAACCAUUCGCCGAGACCUUUGGACCGAAAGCACAGCGCAAGAGGCCGAGGAUUGAGGCUGGGACGUUUGAAGAGCUGAGCCAGAUGGCUGCGACUGCGGGAGAGGAGGCUGAGGAGGCUGCUGCCAAGUCCGGAAAGGACGUUAUCGAACCCCUCGCUUCAGCAGUCACCAGUGCACCCGCGUACGCCGACUACAAGGAACCUAUCUACGCCAAGGGUACUUCGAGACGAAUCUACGGAGAGCUGUACAAGGUCAUCGACUCUUCGGAUGUCGUUCUCCAUGUUUUGGAUGCUCGAGAUCCGCUGGGAACCAUGUGCGAGUCUGUGUUGGAUUAUAUCAAGAAGGAAAAAUCGCACAAGCAGGUCGUACUUGUUAUCAACAAGUGUGAUCUCGUGCCUAACUGGGUGACCGCUCGGUACAUCCAACACUUGACGCCCCGGUACCCUACCAUCGCUUUCCACGCCUCUCCCAACAAUUCGUUCGGCAAAGGCACACUCAUCCAGUUGCUCAGGCAGUUCGCUCAGCUGCAUUCGGACAAGAAGCAAAUCUCAGUUGGAUUUAUUGGAUACCCUAAUGUCGGAAAGAGCAGCGUUAUUAAUACCCUCAAAAGCGGCAAGGUUUGCCGUGUCGCACCCAUUCCUGGUGAAACAAAAGUAUGGCAAUACAUCACCCUCACCAGGAGGAUUUACCUCAUCGACUGUCCCGGAAUUGUUCCCGCUUCAGCCAAAGACUCUGAAACCGACAUCGUCCUUAAGGGUGUUGUCCGAGUUGAAGCACUACCCACUCCCUCAGACCACAUUGCCGUCCUCAUGUCCCGAGUCAAGCCCAUCUACCUGUCACGCACCUACGACCUCCCUCUUCCCAACCCCUCCAAUCCUUCCGAAGGCUGGUCACCGGAAGAUUUUCUCGAGAAACUCGCUCGCAUGAAAGGUCGUCUACUCAAGGGUGGCGAACCUGACCGUAACUCUGUUGCCAAAAUCAUUCUGCAAGACUGGGUGAGAGGGAAGAUUCCGUUCUUCGUCUCUCCGCCUGAGAGGUCGGAAGAGCUCAAUGAAGCUGAGGCGAAGAAGAAGAGGUUGGCGGAUGCGAAGGGCAAGGGCAAGGCUGUUGAGCAACAGCAGCCAGAGUUGACUGUGAAGCAGAAUUUGAAGACGAUUACGCAGAAGAAUACAUUCAUUCCGGAGGAUAUUAAGAAGAUCGAAGAGGAGGAAGAGGACGAGCAGGAGGAGCAGGUUGCUGUAAGCGACGGUGGUGAUGAUUCCGAGUUGGAUGCAGAGGGUGAAGAUGACGUUGAGGAGGAUGAAGAGGAGGAGGAGCAAGAAGAGGAGGAUGACUUGAAGUGGACCGAUGUCUUUGCUGGAAUCAAUGCCCCAGAGGAGGAGGCCUCGGAACCUUCUGAUAGCGAAUCCGAAGCAUCGGAGGAGGAGGAGGAGGCACCUGUCAAGAAAGAGGCACGCAUGAAGACGAACAAGCGCAAAGCAGAAAACUUCUACACGAAUGCCAACGUCAAGAACAAAAAUCGACAAAAGGCAGCAUUGCUCCGAUCAUUACCCGCUGGGAAGAGAAGAGAGGGCCGAAAGUCGAGAAAGUAAACGCCCUGUUCUGGUUGGCUGGAGACGUGUGUUGGACCGAAAAUCCGAUAAGAAUUGUAGGAAUUUUGUUCGAAGCUUGGGUCGCUGGUGUUCAUGUGUCCAGGGUUCUGUUGUCGUUUACCUC
Coprinopsis cinerea okayama7#130 is the source of this 2122-nucleotide messenger RNA. Its product is annotated as NOG2. The coding region runs from base 1 to 1998 and encodes 665 amino acids. The record is from RefSeq and is a predicted model, not a curated record. The transcript has 9 exons. Gene Ontology annotation, molecular function: GTP binding. NCBI's taxonomy places the organism in Eukaryota, Fungi, Basidiomycota, Agaricomycetes, Agaricales, Psathyrellaceae. Gene Ontology annotation, cellular component: nucleolus.